Lathyrus sativus (Indian pea) is the source of this 333-nucleotide messenger RNA. The record is from the annotation of a GenBank genome assembly. NCBI's taxonomy places the organism in Eukaryota, Viridiplantae, Streptophyta, Magnoliopsida, Fabales, Fabaceae.
AUGAACGCACUUAUUCGCAACACCACUCUCACCUUCAGCCGCAGACACAAAUAUGAACUUGUCAGUCUACAAGGGAAAGAAACCACUCUCAAAUCUAUCAGCUACAGACGAAGAAGAGCCAAACAAAGGAAAAUAUUUCUCACAACUUAUAAACUAUCUUCUCUGAAUCAUUUUGUAGAGCCGAAAAGGCCUAAGAUCAAAAGGGUUGCUGUUAAGGUAAAGAAUAUUGCUAACUCAGUUUUGAUGUUUAUGAAAACUGGUACUUUCAGAUCCUGUCGUUCUAAGUCUGCAAUUUCAGAAACCUCCCCUGUACCAAAUAGGAAGAUACUCUGA